AUGUUUUCACUUCUCUUUCGAUCUUUUAGCGUAUUUCCUGUAAUUAUUCUCAGUACUCUCAGCUCUGCCGUUUCCAGUAGCCUUUGGGUUGUGGCUGUGUUGGGUCUUGUUUCUGAGGCAUAUAUCUUUAUUGUUUCGCCAUAUAGUGGCAUUAAGGCAUCCUGCCAGUCCAUUUGCUUUUUGUACUUUAUCUCUCACUUCUUUGUCCAGGUCUCCAUAGCUAGAUCCCAGGUAUUUAUUUCCAUUGUUUAUUCAAUACUGAUGCCAUCAAUUUCUAUUUUAGAUCUGGUUGGUUCUUUGCUGAUUACUGUUGUUUUAGUUUUCUGA
Messenger RNA from Diabrotica balteata, 327 nucleotides. The record is from the annotation of a GenBank genome assembly. NCBI's taxonomy places the organism in Eukaryota, Metazoa, Arthropoda, Insecta, Coleoptera, Chrysomelidae.